AUGGAAAACGAUUCAUCGCUACUCACGGGAAAAGGGAACGUUUCUAUCACAGAAUAUAAUAGUGUGGAUGCGGCUCUCGCCGGGCAGCUGACAGCGAUGAUACUUGUUGACUUGAUGUCAAUUAUCGGAAACGUGUCGGUCAUGGCUGUGAUAUACCGAUCGCCUCAACUCCGAUCGCUCCCACAUCUAUUUGUACUGAAUCUGUGUAUCGUGGAUCUGAUCGCAGCGCUAAUUAUUUUGCCUGUCUCGAUAAUAACAGCAGGAAUGCAAGAGUGGAUAUUCGGCGAAGAUUUCUGCCAUGCCAACGGCUUUCUCAACGCGUUUUGCACUUUCGCAUCUAUAUCAUCACUGAGUGCUAUAAGCGUCGAUAGGUACUACUCAAUAGUCAAACCGAUGGAGUAUGCAGCCAAAGCAACUUUGGCCAAGGUACUGUUUGUAAUUGCUUACAUCUGGGUACAGAGCGCAGCUUUCUCGAUGGCACCUCUCAUUGGAUGGAACGAGUACGAAUUUAAUCCACACCGAUCUCAUUGCUCUUUCACCUGGACACAACCAGGGGAGAAUACACCACCCUUCUGCGUGCCAGAUUGGUAUACGUUUGGCCCGGUGAUCGAUGGCACAGUCGGGCCUUCGCAUAUCGGUAAUGUAUCUUGUAGCGACCAUGACUCGGACAAUGUAUAUUAUUCCGUAAUAUCCGGAGACACGGAAGGAGCAUUCAACGUUUCUGAAUUUGGAUCAAUUGAACUUAAGGCUGGAUAUGUGAUCGAUUUUGAAGCAUCUACAAGUUACGAGCUUUUGUUGGAAGUAACAGACUUGAUAAACUCAACCACAGUCACCGUAUAUAUCACAGUAACCAGUCGAAAUGAAUAUGCUCCCGUAUUCAAUAACACAAUUCCGUAUUCAGCGGAAAUCUACGAAAAUGCAUCCGUUGGCGGCGUUUUUCUCACAGUAUCGGCCUCAGAUGGUGAUCACCCGGACACGGGGGACGGGCGAAUUAGAUAUGCAGUCACAGGCGGCGAUCCUGAUGGCCAAUUUCGAGUAGGUUUGUAUUCGGGAGGAAUAUCUCCUCGACUCGCACUCGAUCGUGAAACGACGUCUUCCUAUACUAUAGAGAUAACUGCCACCGACGAGGGCGCUAUACCGCGUUUAUUCGACGUUACAAACGUGUCGAUUACCGUACUAGAUGUGAACGACAACACGCCGUAUUGUGAUCAUGACGUCAUAACAGUCUCAGUAGAUGAAAAUUUACCAAUCCUGACAAAUGUGACGUCGCUUCGCUGUGAUGAUGAUGACGACGGGCCAAACUCCGAUCUGGUAUAUAGCAUACUCAAAGGCAAUACAGUCAAGUUCCGUAUCGACAUAUAUGGUGUCGUGCUUAUUAACAGCUUGAUUGACUAUGAAACCGACGCGCAUGCCUGGUCAUUGACGAUAAAUGUGGCGGACCAAGGCGACAUACCGUUAUCAACAACCGUGGAUAUUACAGUCAUUCUGAAUCCAGUUAAUGAGUGGCCAGUUGUCUUCCCAGGCCCCACAUACGGGAACUUUACAUUUUCUGUAUACGAAGAUGCCAACCCCGGGUUCUGCAUCGGGGAUGUACAUGCUGUGGAUAAUGACAUAGACGCCGCUCACACAAUACAGUACACUUGGUUAUCGGGAAACGAAGACGAUUUGUUCUUAAUAGGCCACGACGGAAUGCUGUAUGUCAUAAAACAACUCGAUCGGGAGGCAAUGCCUGCAGAAAUUCAACUGAGGUUCCAGGCUCAUGACAAUUCCCUAUACCCACCAGUUAUCGGUAAUAUUAUGAUAGAAAUAAUAGAUGUCAAUGACAACGCUCCAUUUUUUAAUCAGACUGCCAUAUUUGUCAACUUGAAGGAAAAUGUGACAGUGGAAGUUGAAGUUGCGAUAUUAAUCGCAACUGACCUUGACGUAACGUCACCAAACUCUGACGUAAAUUACAAUAUCACAGACGGGAACGAGGACAAAACUUUCCACAUAGACGCCGCGAGUGGCAAUCUCACCAGCGUUCGUUCGUCAGAUUACGAAACUAUGAAAUCACGCAUUUUGCGCGUGAUAGCUGAAGACAUGGGUGUUCCACCACUGACGUCAUCAAUUACCGUGUAUGUGGAUAUCAUACCUGUGAACGAGUUCCCACCAGUUAUCACUAGUGGUUACGCUUAUGACGUGUCCAGAGAUGCAAAUAUAGGGCACAUUUUAGGCAAAGUACUCUCAAAAGACGAAGACUCUGGGAGAGAUGGCGAAGUCAGAUUUCAUAUCCAAUCAGCGAUUACUUUGCCCAUUAUUGUUGAUCACGUGACCGGAGAACUAAUCUUAAUAUCAACUUUAGAUCGAGAAAUAAAUACCUCAUUUGAGUUCGUCGUUAUAGUUACGGAUAACCCAGAAAACCCAAAUGAUAUCUUGUCAGCGACCCAAACCAUUGUGGUGAACAUCAACGACGCCAAUCAACAUGCCCCUGAAUUUAAUCAUAGUACCAUGGUUGUACAUGUAAAAGAAAAUAUCACAAUAGGAGAACACGUCAUAACUUUGGAAGCAACUGAUCUUGACAUGACGUCACCGAAUAACAACAUUCAUUAUAACAUUACAGCUGGGAACGAGGAUGGUGUUUUUAUCAUUGAUGGUACGACUGGUGAUGUGACUGUCGCGAUGAGUUUGAAUAGCAUGGGGUACAUAUUACCUGUUAUUGCUUUGGAUGGUGGCAUUCCUUCACUGACGUCAUCAAUUACCAUAUAUGUAGAUAUCAUACCUGUGAACCAGUUUAAACCAGUUAUCACCAGUGACGUUCAUUAUAACGUGUCCAGAGACGCAAAUAUUGGGCACAUUUUAGGUCAAGUAUUCUCUAAAGACGAAGACAAUGGGAGAGAUGGUGAAGCCAGGUUCCGUAUCGUUUCGGAAAGAUCUCUGCCGAUUAUCAUUGAUCACGUGACAGGAGAACUGAUUUUAAUAUCUGAAUUAGACCGAGAAAUGAAUGCAUCAUUUGAGUUCGUCGUCAUAGUAACAGACAACCCAGAAAACCCAAAUGACAUCUUAUCAGCGACGCAAACCAUUGUGGUGAAUAUCAACGACGCCAAUCAACAUGCACCACAUUUUCCAUCGAGUACAAUGAUUGUACACGUAAAAGAAAAUAUCACAGUAGGGGAAAACCUCAUAACAUUAAAAGCAACUGAUCUCGACAUGACGUCACCGAACAAAGACAUUUACUAUAACAUCACAGCUGGGAACGAGGAUGGCCGAUUUAUCAUUGAUGACACGAGCGGAGAUGUGACUGUUGCGACGACUUUAGAUUCCACAAAGUCGUAUAUAUUACGUGUUAGUGCUGUAGAUGGAGGCAUUCCUUCACUGACGUCAUCGAUUACCAUAUAUGUAGAUAUCAUAUCUGUGAAUCAGUUUAAACCAGUGAUCACCAGUGGUUUUAUUUAUAACGUGUCUAGAGAUGCAGAUAUUGGAUAUAUUUUAGGAAAGGUACUGUCAACCGAUGAAGAUGAUGGUAGAGAUGGUGAAGUUGGAUUUAAUAUAGAUCCAGAGAGAGCUUUACCAUUUGUUAUUGAUCACGUGACCGGGGAAAUAAUGUUGAUAUCGAAAUUAGAACGCGAAGCGAAUGCAUCAUUUGAGUUCGUCGUUAUAGUGACAGAUAACCCAGAUGAUUCAAAUGAUAUUUUGUCAGCGACGCAAACCAUUGUAGUGAAUAUCAAUGACGUCAAUCAACAUACACCAUAUUUUUCAUCAAGUACCAUGGUUGUGCAUGUAAAAGAAAAUAUCACAAUAGGAGAACACGUCAUAACAUUGGAAGCAACUGAUCUUGACAUGACGUCACCCAAUAAUGACAUUCAUUAUAACAUUACAGCUGGGAACGAGGAUGGCCGAUUUAUCAUUGAUGACACGAGCGGAGAUGUGACUGUUGCGGCAACUUUAGAUGCAACAAAGUCGUACGCAUUACGUAUUAAUGCUGUAGAUGGAGGCAUUCCUCCACUGACGUCAUCGAUUACCAUAUAUGUAGAUAUUAAACCUGUGAACCAGUUUAAACCAGUGAUCACCAGUGGUUUUAUUUAUAACGUGUCUAGAGAUGCACCAGUAGGGCAAACUGUUGGUAAGAUUCUCUCACAAGACGGGGAUGAUGGAAGAUAUGGCGAAGUCAGGUUCAGUAUAUAUUCAGAGAAAACUCUGCCGAUUGUUAUUGAUCACGUGACCGGAGAACUUAUCUUAGUAUCAACUUUAGACCGAGAAGUGGACAUGUUAUUUGAGUUUGUCGUGACAGUGACAGAUAACCCAGACGAUCCAAAUGAUAUCUUGUCAUCGACACAAACUAUUGUGGUGUACAUCAACGACGCCAAUCAACAUGCGCCUGAAUUGCCAUAUAGUACAAUUGUUGUACAUGUAUAUGAGAAUGCCACAGUAGGCGAACACAUCGUAUCACUAAAUGCAACUGACCUUGACAUUACGUCAUCGAACAAUGACAUUUACUUUACCAUCACGGACGGUGACGAAUAUGGCCAGUUUACUGUUGAUCCCGCGUCUGGGGUACUGAGUGUCGCGGGAUUUCUAGAUUGUGAGACAAUGACGCCAAUGACGUCAUACAUAUUAACUGUAGGUGUUGAAGACGGUGGUACACCUUCACUGACGUCAUUCGUUACCAUAUAUGUGGAUAUCAUACCUAUGAACGAGUUUCCGCCAGUUAUUACCAGUGGUGUUCAUUAUAACGUGUCUAGAGAUGCAGAUAUAGGAUAUAUACUAGGCACCGUUUUUUCAAACGACCAAGACUUUGGCAGGGAUGGCGUCGUAAGAUUCAGCAUCAAAUCAGAGGAAACUUCACCUAUCGUGGUUGAUCACGCGACGGGAGAGCUUAUUCUGAUAUCCACGUUAGACCAAUAUUUGAAUGAAUCACUUGAGUUAAUCGUCACUGUAACAGAUAAUCCGGAAAACCCAACGAAUAUGUUGUCAGCAACACAAACGAUUGUGGUGACAAUUAAAGAUAUCAAUCAGUAUGCACCUGAAUUUGAAACUAGUACAGUUAUUGUGCACGUGCAAGAAAACAUCACUGCAGGAGAGCCUAUCAUAACACUUAUUGCAACAGACUAUGACGUGACGUCACCAAACAAUGACAUUCGUUAUAAGAUCACAGCCGGAGAAGGCAGCGAUAGAUUUAAUAUAAACGCAGCGACAGGUGAAAUCACCCUCAUAGGAUCAUUGGAUUACGAGCUCCCAUCGUUCAUGACGCCAUAUACAAUACUCGUAACUGCCGAAGACGGUGGCACACCUUCACUGACGUCAUCUAUCGGUGUAUACGUGAAAGUUAUCCAUGUGAAUGAGUUCACACCAGUUAUUACCAGCGGUUCGUCUUAUAAUGUAUCAGAACACGCACUUAUAGGUCAUGUAUUCGGCAAAGUCCUGUCGACGGACCAAGACGCUGGAAGGGAUGGUGAAGUCAACUUUAAUAUUCAAUCGGAACACGCUCUACCCAUCGCCAUUGAUUACGCAUCGGGGAACCUCUUUUUAAUAUCUACGCUAGACCGAGAAAUUAAUUCAUCUUAUGAGUUUGUGAUUAUUGUAGCAGAUAAUGCAGAGAACCCAGGGGAUGUGUUGUCAACGUCACACACAAUAACGGUCAGCAUACUGGACGUCAACGACAAUGUCCCCGUGUUUGACCAGCUAUACCCUCUGUCUGUAUCCUUAAAUGAGUUGACGACCCCGGAUGAAAUACCUUUCCAUGUUUUCUCGGCUAGUGACCCGGAUGAGGGCGUGAAUUCCCUACUAACGUAUGCAAUAGAGUCUGGAAAUGAAAAUGGUGUGUUUAGUAUAAACACCGUGACUGGUGAACUAACUCUGGUUGGAGUGUUAGAUUACGAAACAACUCCAAAAUACGAGCUAUGGAUUAUAGUGCACGACAACGGAAACCCGUCACUGACGUCAUCGACCACAAUUCACGUAAAUGUAGCUCCGGCGAAUGAACACGCGCCAGUUCUUACUAGCCCAAGCACGUACUGGUUAUCGGAAGACGCCGUCAUAGGUACAAUUUUCGGUCAGCUACUUGCAACUGAUGAAGAUGUCGGAGAGGAUGGUAAUAUCAAAUUCAGCAUUGAGUCUGACGACAACUUACCCAUAUCAGUCAAUCAGGUGACUGGUGAACUGUUUUUGACUGGGAUACUGGACAGAGAAGGCAAUGCAUCAUAUGAAGUCGUUGCAGUGGCAACAGAUACACCUCAGGAUUCUUCGAAGGCACUGUCAGGUUCACAAAUACUCCGAGUCAAUAUUGAUGACGUCAAUGACAACCAUCCAUUAUUUGACGAGGCCUCGUUUGUAGCAUCGUUGAGUGAGACAACUACGACCGGAUUGCCAGUUUUGAAUCUGCUGGCCACCGACCCAGAUGAUGGAAGCAAUGCCGAACUGUUGUUCGCUAUAACAGCUGGAAAUGAUGACAGUGUGUUUGAAAUUGACCGUAUAUCGGGAGAGAUAUCUUUGAUACUAGCUAUGGACUAUGAAUCUGUUAAGUCCUACACAUUAAACGUGACUAUUUCCGAUCAAGGGACUCCUGCUCUGACGUCAUCGUCCAAAGUAUCAAUUGAAGUCACGCCUGAAAAUGAAUUUGCCCCGAUCAUCACCAGUGAUGUGUUUUAUGAGAUACGAGAGGAUGCAGCUAUAGGUCACUUUAUCGGCCACGUUCUGGCAGUCGACGACGACCAUGGUCAGGACGGGCACUUCCUUUUCAACAUUGAAUCUGCAACAGUAACUGCCCCAAUAGCCAUAGAUCACAAGACAGGCGAGCUCUUCUUAGUGUCUAAGCUGGACCGAGAAACAACUUCCUCGUACGAGUUGAUUGUCGUGGUAACCGAUACUCCGAGAAAUCCCGAAGAUGCCCGAUCGACCUCCGUUACAAUAACCAUUACUGUUAAUGAUGCUAAUGAUAAUACACCUAAGUUUGACGUGGUUGCCAUCGUUGUAUCAUUACCGGAAAUGACGUUGCCUGGUUUAGUUUUGACAACGUUGAUGGCAUCUGACCCGGAUGAAGGAAAGAACGCAGAAAUGACCUUCAAUAUAACAGCUGGGAACGAGGAUGGUGUAUUUGACCUGGACAGUACAACAGGCCACCUUACCUUACAAGGCCAAGUAAACUACGAAUCGAACAUCAAAUCUUAUAUUUUGAGUGUGGACGUCACUGAUCAGGGCAUUCCAUCUUUGAAGUCAGUUGGUGUAGUUUACGUCGAAGUUGUCCCACAAAAUGAACAUGCACCGGUUAUCGUCAGUAGAUCUCAUUAUAACAUUCCUGAAGAUGCACCAAAAGGUUCGGUUAUAUGCCAAAUUGUCGCCACUGAUGACGAUGACGGAAUGGAUGGUGACGUCAGGUUCAUUAUACAGUCUCCGUCAUAUAUACCGUUCUCAAUUGAUCACGUGACCGGGGAAGUAUUCUUAGUGUCUGAUAUUGACAGGGAAACGCUUGAUUAUUAUGAAUUUGUCGUCAUGGUAACUGACCGUUCGGGUAAUCCUGUCGAUAUUUUGUCCGUUUCCCAAACGAUUACAGUGGCAGUGGACGAUGUAAACGACAAUCAGCCUCGUUUUGAUUUGACCAAAAUGAGAGUAUCAGUGAGUGAAAAUGCCUUUAUUGGAGAAAAUCUGGAAAUAUUUUCCAUCUACGCUUCAGAUCAAGACAUAGGUAGUAAUGCAGAGUUUACAUUCCAUAUAACAGGUGGGAAUGAUGAGGCGAUUUUUGGAAUGAAUACAACCACCGGAGACGUAAGUCUCGUGAGAGCACUGGAUUAUGAAACAACGAAGUUACACUUGCUGGAAUUAACAGUGCGAGAUUCUGGUCUCCUGUCGUCCACUGCUACGUUGCAGGUGUUGGUGGGCCAUGAAAACGAACACGCUCCAACGAUUACUGGGGCCAUGCCUUACUUAGAUGUCAGUAUGCCAGAAGACACAGAGCCUGGAAAUGUUGUUUUGACUGUCGAAGGCGACGAUCAAGACGAUUCAAUUGAUGGAAAAUUUGUAUUCAGUCUUGAUCCAGGGACACCUUUUAUAAUUGAUCGGUUAUCUGGGGAAGUUAUUUUGGUGAAAGAACUCGACAGAGAAGCUAUCACCUCGCAUGAACUAAAAAUUACCAUUACUGACCUGUCAACAAGUAAUGUACUAUCUUCGUCCGCGACCUCGACUAUAACAGUAGUUGACGUAAAUGACAAUCCACCGAACUGCACAGUCGAUAUAUCGAUGCAGCCCGUGUACGAGAAUUUAAACGUAGGUGGCGUAGUUGCGAAACUGUCCUGCAAUGAUGGAGAUACCGGUGUCGGUGGUAUUGAGUAUAAACUCGUGGCUGGUGAAGGCAGCAAUCACUUCAGUAUUGACCCACAAUCGGGUGCAAUCAAAGUGGCAGUCGCUUUAGAUUAUGAAGUGGAGACUUACUAUUCUCUGUACAUAGAAGCUGCAGACCAUGACAUUGUUAGCUUUACCACUUCGUUGAACAUCCCAGUGACAGUGAUUGACGUGAACGACAAUUGGCCGUUGUUUAUAUUAGACACCAAUACGUUAAGUGUCAUGGAGAACGUCGUUCCUGGUACAAAAAUAGCGAAAGUAGCAGCGUACGACGUCGAUAGUGCCCCAAACGCUGAUAUCUACUAUAAUAUUUUUUCCGGGGACGAUGAAGGGCAAUUUGAAAUUGAUUCGUUAUCGGGGAUUGUGUCUGUUACAGCAACGCUGGAUAGAGAAACUAUCGAACAGUAUGUAUUCGUUAUACACGCAGCUGACAGCGGUUUCCCCGAACUCACAGGAAGUAGCACAAUCACUCUGAAUGUAUUAGAUAUAAAUGAUGAACCACCGUUAUACACGGAGAAUGUAUACAAUAACAAUGUUGAUUCUGACGUCGAUAUAGGUACUACAAUCAUGACUGUUACAGCCAAUGAUCCAGAUCUUGGCCCAGGUGGAGAGAUUUUGUACAACAUUACAUACGGCGAUGACUUCAACCUCUAUGACAUUGAUCCCGUGACUGGAGACGUGUUAACCACGCAUUCGCUUAUUGACGCUGCCGGUGUGUACGCUCUCGUUGUAACAGCCUCCGACAAGGGUGACCCUAGUAUUGAAACUGAUGUUACUGUUGUCAUUGAGGUGAUGGAAACUAUAGCUCCUUUAACAAUCCACGAUUUCAUCUUUGCAAUUGCCGAAGACGCCGCGAUUGGAAGCGAAGUUGGUACGGUGGUCGGAAACCGCGAAAACCUUUAUGUUAUUCUUGCGUCCAACGUUGAUGGGUAUUUCAACAUAGAUGAGACGACCGGUGUGAUCCGCACAUCUGACAUGCUUGACCGAGAAACUAUCGCUGAUUACACGUUAGUUGUGCACGCCGAGAGCGAGGACGGGAUGUACUUCUCUACGGCCGACGUUAGAAUUGUUGUUUUAGAUACAAAUGACAAUACACCGGUAUUCGCCAACACGUCGUAUUCCGUAGAUAUCAUUGAGAACCUGGCAUGUGGUACGUCGGUAUUACAGGUGACUGCCUCGGAUAAAGAUUCGUUACUAAAUAGAGCUAUUAUAUAUUCGAUCGACCAAGCACAUACAACUGCCAAUGAACAUUUUAACAUUGACAGCAGGGCUGGUAUCAUCACCGUCAAAGUUCCACCCGAUUAUGAACUAACCAACGAAAUAUCUUUUAAUGUCAUAGCCACCGAUUCUGGAUUGGAGCCACGGAGUUCUUCCGUAUCCGUUGCCAUAGUGAUUCUAGAUGAGGACUUUGACGGGCUAUGCUACGACCCACCAAUAUACAGCAUAGAUCUCCGACACGAUCGCAUUGGUGGGCUAGUGGAGGUUUUGAACAAUUCGGACUUUGGAUUUGCAGGUUCCAGAAACUACACAUAUGCACCAGUGGAAGACACCAAUGUGUUCACGGUGCAUCCGUUUGGGGAGAUAACAUUGAAUGCACCAUCGUCGAAUGCAUUAGUUUCUGGAUCCAAAACUGUAUUCCGUGUCGUUGCUAGAGUACUGCAAGUAAACGGACGAAUAUUGACGUCACCUCUAGCGACUGUCCGAGUUGAUGUUUAUCAAGCAGAGGACCACCUUGUUGAUUUCGAACUUGAUUUAACUGAUGCCGAGUUUCAGCACUAUAGCAAGGACUUCGUUUCUCAGUUGUCGACGAUAUUCCCUGAGUGCAGAGUCACAAUACAUUCAACACAAGAAAACUCACCGACACUCCCUGGCACAUUGAGAAGACUACUGCAGUAUCGUGCGGAAACUACUAUCGUUACUGUUUAUGUGGUGACCAAUCCUAUAAGUGACUUUCUAGACGGGAUUGAAUUUGACAAGAGAUUCAUGGACAUUGAUGAGCUACUUACUACGUUGCAGAAACAGGUGAAUGGAACGCCAGCGGACAUUUUGAUGACAGACAAUUUUGCACAUUUCCAUAUACUUAGCGUGACACGUUCUCUGGUGAAGACACCUUGGAUUCGGACGAUGUUAGGCAUUCUGUUUACGACACUGAGUUCAUUUGGUGCACUGUGUUUACUGGUUUUAACGCUGUUGCUUUGUUGUUGUAGAAAGAACAUGGAGAAUGAUAAGGUCGCUUCUUCACCACCAGUUAGCAGACAAGUGACACCUAGAGGAGGUUCCCGUGCAUCGUCACCUGUGCGUUUUGUUUAUACUUUGAGAGAUCCAUGGAGGACACCAGACGGUAGAGAAGAUAGAAGAAUAGCUUCUCUGACACACAAGAGUCUCCUGGAAGACGAUGACACCGAAUCACCAGAGACUUAUCGACGAAAAAGGGGAACACUGUUUGAAACUGCCUGGCGAUAUGGAUUUCGUAUCAGACGUCACGGAGAAGUGGCCAAACGCUCAGUGGGUGGUGCGAGCAGCGAGGAGAAAGCAGAAAUACAUGGCAAAGAAAAGAAAAUGAAUUUCAAUGACGAAAUUAGUUUGAAUUCAGAUCCUGUUAACUUUGUCAGAUUUGCAGAGCCAUUGAAUAUAAACAACCAGAUGUAUGACGGUAUUGGCCAAGAACAAGGUAGCUACCGAUUCUUCUCAUAUAACAGUACAACUGGUUCCAAAUUAAUGUUGACUGACUUGACUUUCAAUGAGAGAGAAAGACUUCUGCGAUUGUUCACGCAAACAGUAGUUUAUGAUGGAAAGAAUGGCUCAGAGUCUGAUAGUGAGACAAUUAUCAGUCAAGUAGAAGAAAGACAGACAUCAAUGGAAGAAUUUCAGGAAUUAAACAUGAGUACAACGAGACGAGCGGUUUUGACUUACUCGUCCAAAAGAAAAGUGGCUAACAAUGAAAAUAAUUCAACCGCCGAGAACCAGAGUGACGGUCUUGCGCGUGACGUCGGAAAUACGCAAGGUACGUUUAGGAUGAUAGAAACCGAAGUACAGAGUGAUAUUAUUGUGGAAAGAGAUGAUGCUGAAGCCCGUCUGGCCGAUAUAAAUAUGCCCCAUCAGUGUGAUAACUCAGUAUUUUCGCGUAUACCCGAAACAUCCCCUAAUUCAAAGGACAAAUAUGAUGGUUUUCAAUCAAUUGUUGUAGACAAAUCAUUCGACAAGGGCAAGGUGAAACGUGCAACCUUAUUAAAAUCCACGAAGAGAAAACACGGUAACAGGGUAUGUAGAUGCAAUCCAUUGGACCAAACUAAUAUGUUUGAACAUAGCAGUGAAUCAUUAAGCAAGAAAGGAAAAUGCAUCUCGCAAGAACUUCCACGCAUAGUUGUUUCUGGUCCUGAGGCCUCCAGAGGACAUCAAAAGAGUAGCGAAGUCGAUGUAUGUUCGAAUGCAUCCACAGAAACAGAGAGCCGCACUCGAAGCACAACAUCACUUGGGGAUCAGUUAUUAGAUUCGUUGGAGAGCAACUUAUCCGCCACUGUGCCUCGUCGAAUCACUGCAACAAAUGAUAUACCCUGCAUCGAUGAUACAGAGAAAGAAAAAUGGCUGGUGGAAAACAGCUUACCGCCUAUAUUUGCCCGCGAUCGUUCAACAGAUACGCUACACCAAAUUGACCAUACACCUGUAGAUAAUACCUUCAAAGGCCAUGAAACUCGACACAUGCAAUGGGAACGAUCUACUCUUGUUGAGCCAUUUGACACCACUUUACCACCUGUGAAAAACGCUUGUAACUUGGAUGGCGUACAAAUGAGACCGGCUAACAUCCCACCUAGUGGGUCAGUCUAUUGGGCGAUGCCAAGGUAA
This is a messenger RNA of Saccoglossus kowalevskii, 12153 nucleotides long. RefSeq names its product protocadherin Fat 1-like. Gene Ontology annotation, cellular component: plasma membrane; cell-cell junction. The record is from RefSeq and is a predicted model, not a curated record. Gene Ontology annotation, molecular function: calcium ion binding. Lineage: Eukaryota; Metazoa; Hemichordata; Enteropneusta; Harrimaniidae. Gene Ontology annotation, biological process: homophilic cell-cell adhesion.